Messenger RNA from Bufo gargarizans (Asiatic toad), 3820 nucleotides. RefSeq names its product GRIP and coiled-coil domain containing 1 (gene GCC1). Gene Ontology annotation, cellular component: Golgi apparatus. The record is from RefSeq and is a predicted model, not a curated record. The coding region runs from base 150 to 2258 and encodes 702 amino acids. The transcript has 4 exons. NCBI's taxonomy places the organism in Eukaryota, Metazoa, Chordata, Amphibia, Anura, Bufonidae.
CUGAGGUGAAGUAACCGGAAGUAUUCGAUACCGGAGAUGGAUCCGGGUAGGCACGGUUGACCUGCCAGGGAGCAGACACGUCAGUCGCACCUCCCGGGUACUUACCGUCGUAGGGGAGGCCUGGGAGGGUGAGUAGUUGACUAGCUACCAUGGAGAAGCUGGGUGUGAAUUUUGGAGGUGGCCCCAGUAAGAAAGAACUGCAAGAAUUGGUGGAAACUCAGAGGAAACAGCUGCUUCAGUACCAGACUCGGCUGAAAGAUGUUGUGCGAGCAUACAAGAGUCUCUUGAAGGAAAAAGAGGCUUUAGAGGCCAGUCUUCAUGUGCUGUCCACGUCACAGGAGCCUGGAUCGCUUUCCACGGAUGUGGAGGAGCCACAUGAUGACCAGCAUUCCACACACAGUGAAGACAGUGUAGAUACGGCGGGAAGCCUACCCAGUGCUAAAGGUGGAGAGACCAGUGAAGAUGAACGACAGGAAACUGCUCAGCACAGUGGUGGGGUAGAAGAGGCCAGCGGUUCAGAAAGUGGGGUCAGCACAGCUAGUGGAGAAGGUGGCCCGUCUACUCUGGCAGAUACAGACCGAAGGAUAGUACAACUAAAAAACCAGCUCGCCACGCUAACCAGCGCUUUGGCUACGGUUACCCAAGAGAAGUCUCGCAUGGAAGCCUCCUAUCAAGCAGACAAAAGAAAGGCAAAACAGGAGAAGGACGAAAUGGCACAAGAAAUGGAACAAGAGCGUAACCACUUACGAGGAGAGAUUCAGGGCCUACAGGCACAGUUAGCAGAGAACAGGGCUAAACUGAUUAGUCACCAACAUGACCGUGCACAGGAGCAGGCAGAUCAUGCAGUAAUGCUGAAGGAGUUGCAGCGUCUACUGCAAGGAGAGAGAGACCAAAGACAAGAGGUGGAGCUGCACCUGGAGGAAGUUAGGCAAGACCUAGCAGGUAGAUCUGAAUUUGUAGCUAGAGCUGAGGCAGCAGAAGAACAGUUAAAAAAGUUCCGCAAGGAAAUUGAAGACCUGAAGAAGGACCUUAUUGAAGCAAGAAGGAAGAGAACAGAGCCUGACCCUAUAGUCCAGGAGCUGCAGAAGGAGCUUUGUGCAGUGAAGAAAGAUCUGGAAACACAGCUACAAGAGGAGAGAUGUAAGAGGCUGGAGGAGGAUCAGCAUAAUCAGCAGAGCUUCCUGCAAGAGGAGGAAAGGAUACGCUCUCUUGAGUCCCAAGUGUCUGAGCUAUCUGAGCUCUUGGGGGCAGCUGAGACAUCCAAACAGAGGGACCAAGUAACUCUACGUAAACUGCGAGAACGCCUUUUACAGUUAGAAACCGAGAACAAAACAAUUGCUAUGGCCACCUCCAUGCAUCCUCCACCUGAAACCCUUGUCAUGAAAUCUUCAGUGGGUGAGGACACUGAGGAUAGUCCAGAGCAGCGUGGAUCAGCUCUCUUCUACCAACAGGAGCUUCAGCAGGUGAAAGAAGAGUUUGAGCGUUACAAAGCUCGAGCUCAGGGAGUGCUGAGAACUAAAGGGACGCGUGAGGGAGAGCUGGAAGCUGGCAAGCAGAAGUUAGAAGAAUUAAAAGAAAAGUAUCUCACCCUGAGAGUGUCUUCUGAGGAAGCAGAGACUAGACACAAAGCAGAAAUGGAGGCCACGCGUAAGGAACUUGCGCUAUUAGCUCAGACUCACAGACAGGAGCUUGAACAAGUGCGGAAGGAAAGUCGUGAGAAUAUGGCACGAAUGGAGGAAGAGCUAAGACAACACAGGGAACGUGUUUUGGCUGUGCUAAAUGAGAAAGAGCAAGAACUGGAAAGAUUGAGAGAAACCAAGACUCCAGUUAGCAUAUGUCCACAUUUGCCAGACCCUUUAGAGAAUGGUUUAGAGCUUCCACAGAACAACUCAUCUGCUUUCCUCGUCUAUGUAGAUCAACUAUCUCGAAAAGAAGCAGAGAUUGGGAGCCUGCGGCGCAGAAAGCAUGAACUAGAGUCAGAAUUGCAAAGCAUGCAAGAACGGGUAGCAGAGAAAAAUGAGGAGGCGCAUAGUUUACGUGAGCAGGUUGAUAAGGCUAUGCGAGACAGAAGCAGGGAGGGGGCUAAUAUGGAAUAUCUAAAAAAUGUAUUGUUGGGGUUCUUGACUCUUACAGAUCCCCUUGGUAGACAACAUACGUUAAGCGCCCUUCUGACUGUCCUGCAUUUUUCCCCAGAGGAAAAGAAAGCGGCCCUUAGAGCACAGGAUGGGAACAGGUGGUGGGCAGGGGCCAAGAGGUGAUGGAAAGGCUGACACAAGGGAAGGAGCGUUAAAAUAUUGUCAUUUGCAGCACUUUUAACACAUGACUUUGAUAUUUUCUGAACAGUGAGGUAUUUUAUCUUGGGACCAUUAAUAUUUGCAGAGUUAUUGAUUUUAGGGACAUAAUGAGAUCACUUUUAUUGUGAUGUACCUUUUGUAAGGGCAUGUUCACAUCUGCUUCAGAGGCUCCUUUCGGGGCCUCCACCGCAGUUUUUGUCAAAAGUACCCAAGAGAAAAUUCCUGCAUACAGGACUUUUUUCUCCACUAAAAAUGUGUUCUCCUGAACGGAAACCAAACGGAUCCCAUUAUAGUCAAUCGGGCUGUAAAAAUCUAUGUCCUAAGUUUUUAAACUGUCCUAAGCUUUCUACCCCACAGCCUAGUUACAGUACAUUAUUUUACUUAAUGCCCUGCAGUGGGAGAAAGGCAAAACUGAGAGCUACAGUCUACUCCAAAAUAUCCCCAAAUUAAUAAUAGGAAAAAAACUGAACAAGGAAAAGUUACCACCCUGCUUCUCUUAAGGUUUGGGCUACGAUUUGAUUAUGUGAAUUUAAAGGAACCCGUUACCAUGAAAAAGCAGUGUAAUCUGCAGGCAGCAUGUUAGAUCAGGAGGAGCUGAGCAGAUUGAUGUAUGGUUUUGUGGGAGGAGAUUCAGUAUAACUUGUAAUUUAUACAUUUAAAUCCCAUCUCCUUCUGAGCUUUAGGAGUGAUGUGGGACUGUUCUGUGAUUGACAGAGCUGAUACAAAGUCCUGCAGAGAUAAAGGUCACUGGGUCAAACCAACCCUAGAACUCCUAAGCAUAAAAAGAGCAGUUAAAUUAAUAAAGUGUAAGUUAAAUCCUUCCCCACAACCCUCCUGCUCUAUAACAUGCUGCCGGCAGCUUGCACUGCAUUUUCAUGGUGACAGGUUCCCUUCAAAAGUUGUGCCACGCUUCAAUCCAUGGGAAGGAAUUGAAUUGUUUACGUCUCUGCAACAGGGAGAUGCACCAAAGUAGCAUUUUGAUGCACCUUUAGUGUAUCAUGCAACUCUAAAUAGUAUUGAAUGACAAAAACGCAAUUUGUGAAACUUAAAGGCUGUGGGCGCAUUGGGAGCAUUUUUAUUAUUGCAUUGUACUUAUUUAGGGCUAAAAAGCAUUUUUCCAAUUGGUCUUUAUAUACAAUGUUCAACUUUUUGUCUUCUGUUUCCUUCAGGUUUUCACUGACUGUGCAGACUGUCCUUUUCUUUCUGACAGCUGAGCUGAAGGGCUUGAUAUGUAGCCUCUAUCUCUUCAUGCCUAAGAGGUCUUAAACAUUUAUUUAAACUGAAUUAUCAAAUGUAUUAAAAUUUGGUUUAAAUUAGUGUUUAUGACCUGUCAGGAAAGUACAGAUAAGGGCUACGGACAGAGCUGUUUGGCGACAAGGGGACCAAAACGAUCUACUAGGUCAGUGAAAACCUGAAGGCUGUGGAAGACAAGCGGUUGAACAUUUUUUAAUAAACAUUAGUUGGAAAAAUGUUUUUAGCCCAAAAGAAAGUACAAUACAGUAAAAAAAAAAAAAAAAACCUCUAAA